Molecule: messenger RNA, 1302 nt
Organism: Cajanus cajan (pigeon pea)
Lineage: Eukaryota; Viridiplantae; Streptophyta; Magnoliopsida; Fabales; Fabaceae
Source: RefSeq, a predicted model, not a curated record
AAAAACUUGAGUGUUCAAUGUAAGCUUUUGUUAUCAGACUUCAACUAGACUAUUGGAAACCUGGAAACAGGGCUAGCUACGAGGAUGAAUUGUGCCGCUCAUGAUGGUCACCUCGACGUUGUUAAACGUUUGAUUGGAUUUGGGGUAGAUCCCAAUAAGCUUGAUUAUGAUGGCAGAACACCUUUGCAUAUCUCAGCAUCAAAAGGAUAUGUAGAUAUUUCUUCCUUUCUUGUUGAACAAGGAGUAAAUAUCAAUUCCACAGAUAAAUUUGGACCCACUCCCAUGCUUGAAGCCAUCAAGAAUGGACAUGAAGAAGUAGCAUCUGUACUUGUUAAUUCGGGAGCGAUCCUUACUAUUGAUGAUGUUGGUAACUUUCUCUGCAUGACUGUUGUAAAGAAGGACUUGGACCUUUUAAAAAGGGUUUUGGCUUGUGGAAUCAAUCCAAAUGCCAAAAAUUACGAUCAACAUACACCUCUUCACAUAGCUGCCUCUCAAGGUUUGAUUACAAUGGCUGAAUUACUACUAGAAGUAGGAGCAAGUGUUUUAUCUAAGGACAGAUGGGGAAAUACACCUCUUCUUAAAGCUCAUACCAGUGGAAAUAGAAAUAUGAUCAAAAUGCUCGAAGUUGUUAAAGUUUCUCAGUUGGCUGAGUUGUCCAGUAGUAUUCAUGAAACUCAAGAACUAGGUGGCAAAAUUCUUUAUGUGGACAUGAUUUACAAUGAUGAGAAGCUAUUUCUGGUGAAUGAAGCACAAAAUGGGGUGAAAAAUUCUGGUUAUCCCAGUGUCCAGGACAGAAAAAAUGUGCAGAGGAAAGAUGCAAGCAUGGGGGCACAUGCAAAUGGAGGAGGCUUGGAUUCUAGAUGCAAGCCCUGGAAAAGUUCGAGCAGGUGGAGAUGGAGAGGACCAUCCAACAGAACUCAUAUCCUUUCUAAGUACAUUGCCACUCCCUUGCUUGAAGGCAUCAAGAAUGGACAUGAAGAAGUAGCAUCGGUACUUGUUAAUUCGGGAGCGAUCCUUACUAUUGAUGAUGUUGGUAACUUUCUCUGCAUGAUUGUUGUAAAGAAGGACUUGGACCUUUUAAAAAGGUUUUUGGCUUGUGGAAUCAAUCCAAAUGCCAAAAAUUAUGAUCAACGUACACCUCUUCACAUAGCUGCCUCUCAAGGUUUGAUUACAAUGGCUGAAUUACUACUAGAAGCAGGAGCAAGUGUUUUAUCUAAGGACAGGUAUGGACCAAAUAUUGAGUUAGCAUUCUUAUCAGGCAAUACUUUUUAUUCCAUUAGCACCUUCAUUGUUCUAAUGUAA